Molecule: messenger RNA, 919 nt
Organism: Onthophagus taurus
Lineage: Eukaryota; Metazoa; Arthropoda; Insecta; Coleoptera; Scarabaeidae
Source: RefSeq, a predicted model, not a curated record
UUAUACAUUUAUACAUAAAUCUAAUUAAAAGUUGUAAAUAAAUAAAUUUAAAAAUAAAAAAAAAAUCGUUGCUAAGCAACCCUCCAAUCAAUCAAUUCAAAACAAAUCCUAACCUAAAAAUUAAUACAAAUUUCAUUCAAACAAAAAAAAUGGAGCAAUUAUUAAAAAACUCCGAAGAUCACCACUUAAACGAAGAAUUUAAUAACUUCAUGCACCGUGUAAAUGAAGUUGGAAGAAUCGUUAAAAAAUUAUCGGCCACCGAUCGAUCUGAACAAAAAAUGGGAAUUUUAGAAGCCGAUAAUUACCUAAAACACAUGAACGAAGACGUUUUGGAGAAUAUCGAUGAAGAAACUGCGAUUUUAAAGAUAAAAAGUGAACGAACGUUGAUUAACAAAAAAGCGCUUGAAGAACCUAAAGAUGAAAAUACGAUGUCUCAAGAGGCUUUUAUGGCUUCGGUCUCGAAAGAUGCUGAUAAACGGUAUAAAGAUCGUUUGGUGCGUAAAGAAAAGAUGGAGACGUUUAAAAAGCAAGCUGGGUUGGCUUUUAGAAGGGGGGAGUUUGAAAAGGCUUUGAAUUGUUAUAACAAAGCGAUAGAACAAAUUAAAGAUAACGUUACGUUGUAUAAUAACAGAGCCUUAACUUUGAUUAAUUUAAAGAUGUAUGAUGAUGCUAUAAAAGACACCGAUUUAGCCCUUCGAUUAGAAGAGGAUCAUUUGAGAUCGCAAUUAUUGCAGUGUAAAGCGUUAUUUUUGAAGGGUGAUGUAAAAAAGUUUGAGGAUUUGAUGGUGGAUGUUAAAAAUAUUCAUUCUAAUCAAAUCGAUUUUAUUCAAGAUUUUGAAGGUAAAUUGCGAAGUGACGUUUGAUGUGGCGCCAUCUCUGAUUCAAGAACUCAACUUUAAUUUUAAUAUGUUAUAAUUUA